Messenger RNA from Spodoptera littoralis (African cotton leafworm), 4016 nucleotides. NCBI's taxonomy places the organism in Eukaryota, Metazoa, Arthropoda, Insecta, Lepidoptera, Noctuidae. The record is from the annotation of a GenBank genome assembly.
AUGUCUAUUCACUGGAGUUCAGAAGUGAUGAAAUGGGAGUAUCGCGAGUUACAAGCCACGGCUAUGACCGUGGAUUAUUCGGGCAACAAUGUGUUAUUAGCGGGGCGACGGUGGCUCGCGAUAAAACAGAUAACUCAGGAUGAGGAUUCUGGAGAUAUAGUCAAAAAAUAUCCUCGUCACAGCAAAUACGAUGCGGCUGGUGCUGAGUGGUGUCAGUCAUACCAUGGUCAGAAACUCUGCGCAAUCGCGAGUAACCAAAGAGUAGAUGUAUAUGAGUGGCGUAACGGCAAUGACUUGACAUGCAUUUGUUCUCUCCGUGGACACACUCGAGUAGUCAGUGACACUCACUUCCACAGACAGGAUCACAACCUUAUAGCAACAUGCUCUAUUGACACAUUCACUCAUUUAUGGGAUUUGAGAGAUGCAAGGAAACCUGUAGUAUCAUUGUGUGCAGUUGCUGGUGCCUCGCAGGUGCAAUGGAACAAAGUAGCCACACAUAUAGUGGCCACUGCUCACGAUGGUGACAUAAAAAUAUGGGAUUACCGCAAACAUUCUGCUCCUAUUCACUAUAUUUCUGCACAUCUUUGCAAAAUCCAUGGAGUGGACUGGAGCCCUCAUCAUGAAUACCAAUUGGUUACUUCUAGUCAUGAUGGAAGUAUAAAAUAUUUUGACAUUAACAAUGCAAGAAGACCAGAGAAUGUGAUAAUGACAAACUUUCCAGUAUGGCGAGCAAUAUACACUCCAUUUGGCAGUGGUCUGCUGACCAUAGGUGUAGGCUGGGGAGGGAUGCCUAGAGUAGAACAGGCUGGAGUGAUUGGUAUAUGGGUAGGUGGGGCACUGACACACCGACUUGUGGGACACACUGACACAGUCCAAACUAUGGUUUGGAGACCAAAUACCUCACCAUCCAACUAUCAACUAGUGACAUGGGCUAGAGACCAGUCUCUAAGAGUAUGGUCCAUGCAUCCCUCAUUAUUAAAGAUGUGCAAUCACUAUUUGCCUGAUGAUGGUGAAAAUGAUGAUGACAAUAAUAGUGACAAUGUUAGCUAUGCAUCUACAGCGGGGUCCACCACUGAUAUCUCUACAGGAGAUAACAAAGGUCAAGAUAUUGCAUUGAAUAAACUGCCGCACAAAACCAACACGUCGAUAGAUGAAGAAUUUGAGUCUAUCCGUGAGAUGGCGAAUAUUGAGGUAACAGAUAUGAACAUUGAGACACGGACGUGCCAGAUACACUCUGAGCGCAAUGGCUACGUGGCGAAUCUCCAAGUGACUUUCCCAAGAAAUGUUACAGAACAAACUAUACCAAAGUUUUCUUGGCUGUCUGGAACUAAUGUCGACAGUCCCACUACUAUUAAAAUAUUACAGUCUAUCAAUAGAACUGCUUACCGCAAGAAAAAGGAAGGUCACAGAUGUCUAUUGCACUGCUUGAAAACACUGGCUACAUCUAUAGACGAGAUACCAGUCAAAUCCAGUGACGAUACUGACUCAAUGAAGUCAAGUCAAAGAAGUCAGUCGGAAAGUGAAAACGCUGGUGACUCGUGCAUCCCGUUCCCUAGAACUUGUGGGGCCAAAUGGUGCGGAGUCAGUACAUUGGUGGUGUUCAAUAGGCCCCCGAAUGCUCGUCGCCUGUCGCUGAAGCACGAGACAGGCACUCCGCGGUCCAUGUCCUCCCUGUCGCUCACUCCGGGACUGUUUGGCACAACUGGAUACAACUCUGUGUCGCCCCACGCGACCACGACGCCGUCUCCAACAAACGCGUCCGGUUUUCCACAGCUGCAUCACAGACAUCCGUCGAAUUCCAUUACUACGUUCUAUUUUCAAGAUAGAUGGAAAGCACAGGGUCGUCGCGCAGGUAGCAUGCGAAGUCGGGGCAGUAUAUCUGGGUGCGUGGCACCACGAGUCGUUUUGUACGCCGCCCCCAACCUGUUUCCACUCAGUCGUAACCUCGCUGAAAAAUAUAUCAUUAACGCUGACAAUCCUAUCGAAAUGUGCGAAAAGAAUGCAAAAGUAGCUACAGAAGAGGGUGAGACAGACUUGGCGCAUGCGUGGGACCUGGCAGCUUUGACCGCGCGGUCACUGCGGGCGCGAGUCAUCGACCACCUCGUCUCCAGCGAGGAGAGCAUGGGCUGGGUCGGACACCCACUCUGUUGCAACCUCCUCCAAUCCUUAAUAUCUCACUACGCCAAAGCGUCGAACCUCCAGAUGGCUGCAAUGUUGGCUUGUGCUUUUUCCGUCUUCAAUGACACAAGCAACUCUAGUUCACAAUCUACAAUUAGUACGUCGAGUUAUGGUAACGGCACAUCUCCUUACAGUACAGUGAAUCAAUACAGUGAGAUAAGCGCAGACGGGUGGACUCUUCCAAUUGUACUGCGCAGUAACUCAUGUUCAGAAGCAGAGAACUUCUACACCGACUCUACGGUGUCAAAGUCCGAAAAAGCAUCGUCGUGUGUACUCGAUGAAGCAACUGUACAUCUGUAUCAUUGCUUUAAAAGAGUUUACGCAGAUAUACUGCAUCGCUGGCAGUUAAUUUAUAAAAAGACUGAGGUGCUGAAGCUGGUGAACGGCGACACAAGCUGCAGCAGCGGGCCGGGCCCCGAGCUGGCGGCGGAGUGCGCGCGCUGCGGCGCGAGCGUGCGCGGCGCCGCCUGCCCGCACUGCGCGCGUCUGGCGCUGCGCUGCGCCGUCUGCGCGCGCCCCGUGCGCGGCCUGGCCGCCGCCUGCCACUACUGCGCGCACGCCGGCCACGCGCUGCACAUGCUGCACUGGUACGUACACUACUACUACACACGACACACUACUAGUCGCGCCCCGUGCGCGGCCUGGCCGCCGCCUGCCACUACUGCGCGCACGCCGGCCACGCGCUGCACAUGCUGCACUGGUACGUACACUACUACUACACACGACACACUACUAGUCGCGCCCCGUGCGCGGCCUGGCCGCCGCCUGCCACUACUGCGCGCACGCCGGCCACGCGCUGCACAUGCUGCACUGUCGCGCCCCGUGCGCGGCCUGGCCGCCGCCUGCCACUACUGCGCGCACGCCGGCCACGCGCUGCACAUGCUGCACUGGUACGUACACUACUACUACACACGACACACUACUAGUCGCGCCCCGUGCGCGGCCUGGCCGCCGCCUGCCACUACUGCGCGCACGCCGGCCACGCGCUGCACAUGCUGCACUGGUACGUACACUACUACACACGACACACUACUAGUCGCGCCCCGUGCGCGGCCUGGCCGCCGCCUGCCACUACUGCGCGCACGCCGGCCACGCGCUGCACAUGCUGCACUGUCGCGCCCCGUGCGCGGCCUGGCCGCCGCCUGCCACUACUGCGCGCACGCCGGCCACGCGCUGCACAUGCUGCACUGGUUUUCCCAACACGACACUUGUCCAACAGGGUGCGGCUGCAAAUGCGUGAUGGAAGGCAACUCCGUGUGGAAAGGAGUCAAUAAGUACGUGUGACGACAUAUGUAUGUAACUAAUUUUAAACUGCUAUGUAAAUAUCAACACUUAAUUAUAUAUUAGAGUAGCUUUUUUUAUCUCAUGAAGCAUUUUACGGGCUUUGAGCAUUUUUUUAUACUGUAAAUGGGGAUAGUUUGUAUGCGUUAACUGCUCAACAAAAAAUAUUUCAACCAACUUACCAACUUGACAUGUGGCCUUCUAUUUAUUAUAGUUGACAACUAGUCAUAUUCAAUACUUUUAUAAUAAGAUAUUCAAUAUUUUUAUAAUAAGAGCAACGUAAUAAUUUGAAUUUUAUAUAAUCAAAACGAUCAACUGAAUUGUCAUGGUCGUCAUGGGAUGUUUUAGAUAAAUAAACAGGUAUCUCCAUUUGGGGUAUGAUGGCCAUUAAUAAAAUUAUGCUUUUAUAUUUUAGUGAAACAAUAAUCUUCGUCACUUUAACAAAGUUGUAAUAUUAAUUGUGUAAAUAUCUUUUACUACCCAUUAUGUUAUUAAUGAAGACUGCCAAUUUUAUACAAUCAAUUGUUAAUAAAUAAGUACGCAAUUUUAUAAAGAAU